Messenger RNA from Topomyia yanbarensis, 4505 nucleotides. It is a transcript of the gene foxo, whose product is annotated as forkhead box protein O. Bases 748 to 2445 code for a protein of 565 amino acids. Gene Ontology annotation, biological process: regulation of transcription by RNA polymerase II. Gene Ontology annotation, molecular function: RNA polymerase II cis-regulatory region sequence-specific DNA binding; DNA-binding transcription factor activity, RNA polymerase II-specific. The record is from RefSeq and is a predicted model, not a curated record. NCBI's taxonomy places the organism in Eukaryota, Metazoa, Arthropoda, Insecta, Diptera, Culicidae. Gene Ontology annotation, cellular component: nucleus. The transcript is spliced from 11 exons.
GCUGCUAGAAUAUUUACAUUUCGAAUUUUAUGUGUUCGUUUGCGGAAAAUUUAUCGAGUUCGUCACUUGUAAAUUUAAUCCUUUCGGGUACGCGAAGGAUUCGAAUGAUAGCAGACCGCGCUCGCUGCUGUUUUCGAGUGUCGAGUUAUUUUAUGCAAAUUAUUUGCUAGCCAUUUUCAUUAAAUAUCAAAUGCCAGCUUGAAGGAAAAAAAACGACGUGGUGUGAUAGUAGGUUAAAGAAACACCAAUAGUGCAAUUCGUCAAUCGUAUCGAAGAAGUGAAUGGUAGCAAGACAUCUUGUAGUUUCGAUUAUUACGUUGCCGAAAUUACCGGCUCAGUGUGCGUUGUCCCUAACGGUGAACAAUUUUUAAAUAUCUUUGCCAAACGAGCUUCGAACCUUCAAAGAAUAGUCAGAUUGGAUUGGAUGACACUAUCUACACAGGAAUCACUUUAGUGCUGGGAUGUCGCUGAAAAUGUUGAAUAUGUAGAUGUGUAAACAGUGAAAAUAGUGAAAAAUAAGCGCAUAUUUAGUCUAUCAAAAUCGCAUCAGUGGAGGUUGGCGUCAAAGUGUUCUGUUGUGAAACGAUAGUUUGAAAAAAAAAUUGCGAUAAGUGAAGUAAACAGCCUUAAAACCACAACCCCAUACGUGCAAUUAUUCGUUUAUUGUGUCAACAGAAGUAUACCAGAUCGUGCGAUCAGCCGAUUGAUUCGUUGUCUCAAUCGCGAGAGGCAGACAGGGUUUAGGAGAUGGAUUCAUUUGGCUCACCCUGGCCGGCCUCGCCUCGUGAUGGGCUUGAAACGCUAUCAAACGAUGGCGUCCCGAUGGAUGCCCUGGCCGAGCUUCAGGACGGAGCUUUCGAGCCUCAAACACGUGCCCGUUCCAACACUUGGCCUCUGCCCCGGCCGGACAACUGUGACGAACCGGAAGUAGAAUCCGAAAGCAAUAAGUGUAGUAAUCAGCAGCUGGCAAGUGCGGGUGCCAAUGCAAAUCAACCGCAAUCAGUGUCAUCCACAACGAAGAAAAACUCAUCGCGCCGCAACGCUUGGGGUAACCUGUCGUACGCUGAUUUAAUUACACAAGCAAUUAGUUCAGCAGGUGAUAACCGACUAACGCUCAGCCAGAUCUAUGAAUGGAUGGUGCAGAAUGUGCCAUAUUUUAAAGAUAAGGGAGACUCCAACAGUAGCGCAGGAUGGAAGAAUUCAAUCAGACACAAUCUAUCGCUGCACAAUCGAUUCAUGCGAGUACAAAACGAAGGAACCGGCAAAUCGUCCUGGUGGAUGCUGAACCCGGAUGCCAAACCCGGCAAGUCGGUGCGUCGGAGAGCCGCCUCGAUGGAGACGUCCAAGUACGAGAAACGGCGGGGCAGGGCUAGGAAACGGGUCGAAGCAAUCCGGCAACAGGCGGCCUUGGGUCUUGCGACAAAUCCGCUAAACGACGCAACACCAUCGCCCAGCAGUAGCAUAAGUGAAAACCUAGACUCUUUUCCGGAAAGUCCACUGCAUAGUGGUAACUUUCAACUGUCCCCCGAUUUUCGGCAACGUGCCUCGUCGAAUGCGAGCUCGUGCGGGCGCCUCAGUCCAAUCCAGUCGAUAGUGGGCAUCGACACCACUUGGACCUAUCCGCCGGAACUAGCCGAGCUUGCGGACAAUCCUGAGGCUGGUCAAUCAGUAGAAUCGGAACUCAACGCACAGGGACAGGCUCAGUUGGAUCAACUGGCCGGAUCGCUGGCAGAUGAACUUACCCUACAGCAGACUGAUUUCUUCAAAGGGUUCAACCAAGCGACGACGCUGCAUAGCCAACCUCCUCCACCAUAUCAACCACCACAACCGUACUCUCUGCACGCGACGGUGGCACAGCCUUUUGGGUUCCAGCAGCAGCAGAGUCAGUGUCCCAUCCACCGCCUGCAGCAGUGCACCUGUAUGCUACAAAACAAUACCCGCGAGAGCAUGUCACCCGCAUCUGGAACCGGAAUGUCGCCAUCGUAUCCGCACAGUGAACCGUCUCCAGAUUAUGCGAUGUUGGUGGGGGCACGUGUGAUACAGCGAACGCCAUCAACCAGUCCUCCAUUGACACCCAAUACCAUUUGCGGCAUGGCGACGACGCAUCAAAACGACAAUACUCCGCAAACGUUAAUGGGCCAGUUCAUGGAAGCGCUUAAUAAUCAGACAAACAUAGACGACAUCAACAUUAACUUGGAAUCGUUCCCGGGUGGACUAGAGUGCAACGUUGAUGAGGUGAUAAAACACGAGCUUAGCAUGGAGGGAUCGCUGGAUUUCAACUUCCCAAUGUCAAACCACAGCACCUACACGCCGACCAACAGUUCCAAUUCGCAGGAUUCGACAAUCAGUGCAAUAGCCGCUACACCUAAUCAAGCGACUGCGCCGCUUCCCCAUGGCCAAUACACGGCACGGACAAGCGUCACGCCACCGUCCUGGGUACACUGAGGGUGGCUGUGAAUUGGAGCGCAUAUGAUGAAACAACCUCUGCAUCCAAGAUGUUUCACCAGCAGCUAGACAAAAAAGCGCUCCAAUACGGUUCCAGGCAACGGCAAACGGCGGUUUUCAGUCGGUAUCAAUGUCGAUCCGGAAUUACAUUCACUAUCAAGGGUACCCAAACAACGAAUGGGCAUCAUAACAAUUUAUGCGCUGCUGAGAUAGUUCCUUCUGAGGGUACGCGCAAUGUUCUCUGUCUUGUACAUAAUACUAUUAACAGAUAAUCAUUUGACCUAAGGCUAGCUUUUUGCAAUAAAUUGACUAUGCAAUUCAUGAGCGUUCGAAAUCAAAACGACCUUCUUCAUAAAACUAUCAACGACUUUUUGCUCUUGUUUGUAUUAGUGUGGUCUAACCCAGGAUAUGGAACUGCGUUGUAAACAUAACGAAUCCUUAAUUUUCUUUGCGCGCACCGCCAGGAGGUACUUUUUACGGAAUAAAUAGUAAAAUAAAUAACGAUAACAAUAACAUCUUUUCGAUUGGGUAAAUUCAACCAAGAGAUUGUAGGUAACCGUUGAAUACAUAGCGAAAAUUUUAUCUGAUAGUAGUUUUCUGCAGUAGGACUCACUAAGACAAAUAAUGAAACAUAGCGCUGUUUUACGUUUAAGCAAAAAUGAAUUGGUUUGUACGCUAAGAAUAAGCUUAAAAUAGACUAUUUUUUGUUGUUUCGUUUAAUUCAUUGCCUAUCAAACACUUUUAAUCUAUUGUUGAAUUUUGUUAGGAGCCUUUAGGAUACUUUCUUACAACUAAUCAAACUAUAGUGAUAUUACAGUUAGGCUCGGUAAAAGGCCCGGUGUUGCCUAAUCCUUUCUGAGACUCCCUGCAAGCGGAAAAGCGCAACAGGUUGUUCAGAAAUUUAGGCACGCCCUACCGCGCAGUGGGCGGUGUGGAAAACGAUGCUGUCAGUAGCUAACGCACAAACCAUUUUCCGCUUCUUGUGCUUUUAGCUCAACCCCUUGUUUUCGCUGCCAGCUUUUUGGCUCGAACCAAUAGGGCGGCAUCUUCCGUUAAAAGCAAAAUUGCUGUCGUUUCGUGGAAAAAUUCAGCAACUAAAGCUUAACACGUGGAAGCAAUCAGUAGAUGAUACACAUUUUGGGUUCUGCUUUACGUUAUUGUAGUGUAACCAGUGCCAUUUAAAGAAUCUUGUAUGAAUUUCAAUCUACGCUAUAAUCCUCUCCGGAAAAAAAACAGUGCUCCGUCAGACAGAUGAAAACAUGUAAAUAAAUACAAUUCGAUUGCUAACAAUUUGUACAUAUAGUUACCAAAUAUGAUUCGUAGUAAAUCUAAGUCGGCUAACCCAUCCCUAACCUAGGUGAUAGUUGAUCAGUUAUUGUUAUAAUGAGCUAUUAUCUUUUUUCCGUUCAACUGCAUCGAUGAGGGAUUCUUCGAUUAUGAAAGAAUGAAAUUACUAGUAUAAACCAAUUUGGCGAUAACAUUGUUUUAAUCAUUAAAUGUAAAUAUUACGAUAAAAUAGGUGGAAACAUUUAAUUAUAAGCUAAUGUCUAAUGAAGAUGAGGUUAGUAGAAGAAAUCAAAAGUAUAUUCAUAGUAACAACCUUACUAUCGUAGAAACAUAAUAAUAAGAAUAAUAAGCGAAUAACGUUUGAUUGGAAUCAGAACAGAAAUUAGACUUCACAUACACACACAAACACUUAUCCGAUAUCGUCGAAAUUAGUAGAACAAGUUGAUCUUCAAUGACCAGUGAAUAUCGUGAAAAUGAAUGUGUUCGUAAAAUUAAUUUUUAAUUCCAUUUUAAAUUACUUUUGUUUUCCGAGACCUGUUUCUGUAGUGAAAGGAACACUGCGGUAGUGAAAAAUGCUGAAGAACAAUUGUUAUGAAUUCUUGAAAACAAAAUGGAAAAGCGAUCGUGCUAGUGAAUGAUCGAAUGAAAUCGCUAAGGUAAUUUGUGGGAAAAAUGUUGCUUCGUACAAAUUAAUUUAUAUUGCAGGAAAAGGAAAAUGUGUAAAGCGCAAAACAUUGACUUUGGGUUGUUGAAUCAAAUUGGAUCAAUAAGAA